Molecule: messenger RNA, 2618 nt
Organism: Papaver somniferum (opium poppy)
Lineage: Eukaryota; Viridiplantae; Streptophyta; Magnoliopsida; Ranunculales; Papaveraceae
Exons: 8
Coding region: 651-2459 (602 amino acids)
Molecular function (GO): zinc ion binding
Source: RefSeq, a predicted model, not a curated record
AAUUGGUGAUUUUUCUUCAGACGAAUUCGUGAGUUUGAUUGUUUCAUACUGAACAAAACGAUUAUUCGUUAGUUUGAUAGGAAGAAAUCAAGAAGAAGAACAACGUAUUGUUAAUUUUCUCUCAAUUCGUUGAGCUGUAUUCAGCAGUUUUUCAGAUCUGACGAGUUUGUGAAGACGCAUAGAUGAACAACAAAUAGGUUGAAGAGCUGAAAUAACAUAUUUUGUUGAAUCCGAGAAGAAGAAGCUCAAAUAUAGAAGAGGAAGUACCAACAUUUUGUUUCUGAAGGAGAAGAGCAACAAUCUAGGUUGUCAUGGCUGUUGUUAGUUGCGCUGCUGUUAGUUGCAUUGCUCUUGUCCGCUAUUUUUCUGAUUUCAUUACCCUGCGUGUUAAUACUGAUAUCAAACUUGAAGAGUUCAAGGAACAAGUUUGCAGGGAAUAGAAGCAUUUUACUCCACUUGGUAUUAAUUUCUUCUUCCGAGAAGCUGGGAAAGAUUUUCCGCUUGACUGUGAUUUUUCAUUGCAAGCUCUUAUAUCCAUCACAAAUAGUAAACAGAAGACCAGUGUUGAUAUUUUCUUGCAAAAUGUUCGUCAUGUGGCCUCUUCCUCCAGAUCUAGGGGAGAUUCUUCUAUUUCUAGUGGGUCUAGUAGUAUGUCUUCAUCCAGAAACAAUCGUACUGUUGCAAUGUAUUUUGAAGAUAAAAGCAAGCCUGCGAAACCUUUGUUAUCUGAUGGUUGGCCCAAGGUUCUUGGUGAGAUUUGUCAUGUGUUAGUUGAAGGAGUUAAGCAAGUCAGGGUUGCUUUCACCAAGUAUCGUCUUCGUACUGGUUUCAAAAUGAUUGUAACUCACAAUGAGCGUUCUAGGUUCACGGCUAAGUGCGAAGAUGAAAAAUGCGGCUGGAAAUUCCAUGCAGCUUCUAUCGAUGAGAGGAACGAAAUGUUUCAGGUCAGGUCUUAUAACCCUGAGCACAUUUGUGGUACUGGUGCGCGCAACUUGAACCAAACAUACUCUACCAGCUUCUCGUAUAGUUUGAUUGAGGAAGAAGUUCGGAAAAAUCCUCACAAGAAGCCCAAGCAAAUUGCUGCUGAUUUCCAGACCAACUAUGGGAUUAACAUGGAGUACUAUCAGGCCUAUAAUGCUAGGGAAAAGGUUUAUGAGAAUAUUUUUGGCGACGAUGUGAAGUCCUACUCGCACUUGGCAUGGUAUAUUGAUGUUAUAAGGGAUACCAACCCUGGUAGUGUGAUAAUGUUUGAACGUGAAAAUAAACAGUUCCAACGGAUCUUCAUCACAUUUGCUGCAUGCAUCAAAGGUUACCGGUUUUGUCGUCCAAUGGUGUACUUGGAUGCUACUUUCCUUACUGGUACAUUCAAAGGUUGCUUGAUGGUAGCUAAUGGGAUCAAUGGUGGUAAAGGAUUUUCCCCCCUUUCUUUUGCACUAGUCGAUUCUGAGACUGUCGACACCUGGGAGUGGUUUUUAAGGAAUUUGACUGAAGUUGUUGGUGAUGGGAGGCCAAUCAUCUUCCUUUCGGAUCGCCAUGAAGGACUCUUGCAGGGUGUUCUACUUGUCUAUCCAGAUGGGUUCCACAGCUUCUGCUACUACCAUUUGACGAAAAAUAUACCCAUCACUGCAACAGAUCCUAGGUACUCGCUGGUGAUGAACCAUUUCAGAGAGGCGACAUACGCACUCUCACCUGAAAAACAUGCGAAAGCCAUACAAAAGAUUAGAGACUUGAAAUGCGAUUGGGUGGCUGAUUACAUCGAGACCAUCCCACCUGAAGCAUAUGCGAAUGCCUAUUUCAAAGGUUGUCGGUAUGGACGAACAUCUAGUACUCUAGCAGAAUCAAUCAAUAGCUGGGUUGUGGUUGACAAGAAGAUGCCUGCAUCUGCUCUUCUUGAUCAGAUUAGGAGGAAAAUAAUGGGUUUGAUGGCAGAGCGUCGUGAAAUUGGCGCCAACAUGAUGACUCUAUUAACCCCUGAGUACGAGGAAAAGCUUGCGGCUCUUCAAGAUGAAGGCUUGGCUUGGGAAGUAUUGGUUGCUAGUCCUACCGUGUUUGAAGUUCUUAGCGAAAGGUCUCACAUGGUGGACCUCGAACACGAGAGUUGCACCUGUCAAAGGUGGCGCGUAUACGGUUUUUCUUGUGCUCAUGCUCUUGCAUCCAUACGGAAUAUUAAACGUGAGGCUAUUGAUUUCAUUUCACCAUAUUUCACAAGUGACUAUUUUAGGAAGACUUAUAUGCAUGUCAUCCAACCGAUUCCCAACUACAACAGGCCUGCUGAAUAUCAUCCAUACAACACCGUCAUCCCGCCUACCGUGAAGAAGCAACCAGGUAGACCCCCAGUAAAGAGGAUUCUAAGUAAAUGUGAGAAGAAGGUGAAGAGGAAGGUUCAUUGCAUCAACUGCAAGGAAACAGGUCGCAACAAGGCAGGUUGCAGGAAUCCUCGGAAGUUCACACCCCACUAGCUUGAGCCGACCAAAGUUCAUUUCUGCAAGAAAUGAUUUGAUGUAUGGAUUCUUAUUUGUCUUUGAUUAUUUGUUUUUUAGUUUUCUUCAUGUUGUUUUCAUGGACCAAACUUUUUUAUUUUUCUGCAACGUUGAUUAUGUGCAAGGAUCAUUCAUUCA